Saccharomycopsis crataegensis is the source of this 627-nucleotide messenger RNA. RefSeq names its product Loc1p. The record is from RefSeq and is a predicted model, not a curated record. Gene Ontology annotation, molecular function: mRNA binding. The transcript has a single exon. Bases 1 to 627 code for a protein of 208 amino acids. Gene Ontology annotation, cellular component: preribosome, large subunit precursor; nucleolus. Gene Ontology annotation, biological process: intracellular mRNA localization; ribosomal large subunit biogenesis. Lineage: Eukaryota; Fungi; Ascomycota; Saccharomycetes; Ascoideales; Saccharomycopsidaceae.
AUGGUCCAUAGACAAUCCAAAACUGCCAAAAGAAGAACUUCCCAAAAUGGGAUGAGAAAGAUUGAGUCAGAAGUGUUUUCAGACUCUAAGGCUUCCAACCUCCUUAUAAACAAACCGAAUUUGACAGAAAAAUCCAAAGUUAGGAAACCCUCGAAAUCCCAGGUGAAAAAAGAACAAUCCAAAGCUCGUCUUUAUGGUACCAAGAAAAAGGAGAGAGAAUAUACAGAAAAAGAGUUGCAUAUUCCAACCCUCAAUACUACCGUGGUGGCAGGAAAGAAGAUAAAGAAUGGUAAGAAGGGUAAGAAGUUUGUGAAUGAUCACGAUAGCUUAUUACUCAAUAGAAUCAUUAAGUCCAUUAAUGACAAGAAUGAUUUGGCCAAUGAAAGUAAAUUAGAAAAAGCCCAGCGAUUGGAGGAAUUGCGUGAAUUGAAGAGAAAAGAAAUCGAGCGGAAGGAAAAGAACAAGCAGGAUGCUGUGGACGAAAAGAAGAAUGAGUUGAAAUCGAAAGCUUCUGCCGCAAGACUGGCUAGAAGAAAGAGAUCUAAGCAAGAAAAAGUUGCUGCUGCCACCGAAGAGCCCCAGGAAACUGAAACACCUAAGAAGAAGAAAUCUGUUUCGUUUGCUUGA